UUACACAUUUGGCAUUUCAGCAUGUUCACUAGUGUUUUAUUUGGAACAUGACAGUCGUAUUAGUGAUAUUGGUUCGGUAUGAAGAAGUCCAAUUUCGUCCUUGCCUUUUGUAUACUUUUUGGAAUAGGAAUGUUGUAUUUUCACAUGAACAGACCCUCAACGAAAAACACAUUUAUAAACGUCAACUCCUUAAGGCAGCCAGAACCUGUAGCGGUUAAUUCGUCCCACCAAGAGUCAGUAUUUGAUCCUACUGAUUCUAAAAGAUACGAGAAAUAUCUAACAAAAUACACACCAGGAUACGAUAAAAACUGCAUGUUGACAUUGCCAAAUAAAUACAUAGGAGAAGGAGAUUUCCCGCUCAAACUUCCAGGAGACAAUGAAUUGAAUUCGCUUUCUGAUGAUGUCAUUUCUUGUUUGUAUCAUCGUUACGUCACAACUAUUCAAACAUUCUGUGCAUUCAAGGAUCGUGCAGGCGAAGUUAAACGUAAUGGUUGGUACAUUUGUGCUGAUCCUGCUUACAUACCCAAACAAAAUUGCAUAGUUUUUCUGUCAAACAAAGCUUUCCCAGAAAGCGCAUUUUCAGCCGACAUGGUUUCGCGAUACAAGUGUCAGGUACACAGGUCACAAUUUUCAACUGCAGAAACAUUAAAGUCAUGGAUGGAGAAGACAAAUACAGGAGAUAGGAUAGUAGAUAUAUUCACAAUGUCGAUAAAUAGGACUUCGGAUUUUGCGUUUAUCAAAACUAUGAUCAAGGACAAAUCCAUCAAGAAGGUCAAACAGCUCUUACUCGAGCUCCAUUUUGAUCCAAAAGUUACAAAAACUGAGGAAUAUAUUCAAAUAUUAAAACACUUAAGAUUGAUAUACAAUGAAGGCUUGAGGAUAGUAUGGUUUGAUCGGCUAAUUCAUUGUGCUACUAACAGAUUUAAUAAAUGUUAUGCAAUAUAUUUCGUCCAACCUAACUUAAGAGAUAAGACUAAAGGCACGGCAGUAGUCAAUUUUCCAACGGUGGCAGCCAUACAAAAAAUGAAAGGUAAUGAAAUUGCCAACUUGUAUUUCAAAUAUAUCGAAACUACCCAGUUUUUCUGUCAGCAUAUCUUGAGAAUUGGCAGAAUCACUGAUGGGGGUUGGGAUGUGUGUCAUGAUCGAAUGAUGCAGUAUAAAAAUCCAUGUUUAGUGUAUUCAUUUGGAGUGUUCACAGAUUUAUCUUUUGACGAUGAAGUAUCAGCAACUUACAAUUGUAAGGUGUACGCUUUCGAUCCUACAACACCAUUCGGAACUCAUCAGCACGCACCGAAGGUUUGGUUCUAUCGAUUAGGAAUCGGUACCAAGUAUUCGAAAUUCAGUCAUGGGUACGUGGCUCCACUUCAGAAAAUCCGUUCUGAUUUGCAUCAUCAAUCAUCAUCUAUUUCCAUCUUGAAGGCUGACGUUGAAGGUGCAGAGUGGUCAAGUGUACCUCAUAUGAUUGAUACAAACCAAUUACAUGACGUGUCACAAUUAUUUUUAGAAUUCCAUGGUUGGGGAGAUUCACCCAAUCAACUGAUUCUCUUAAAAAAACUUCACGAUGCUGGGUUCCGUAUUUUUUGGUACCAUAUAAAUCCUGCAUGUACUUUCAAUAAAAAUCUCCCACGCCGAUCAAGAUGUCAAGAAGUAUAUUUUAUAAAUACAAAAUUCCAACCAAAAUAGAGAACAAUUGUUGAGUUAGAGUGAAAUAUUGUUCAUAACAUUGCUUCUGUUUGACUAUGGCAUUGGUAAGAGUACUUUCUAAAGAAAAUUUUCAUUGAUUACCAGUAUUUAAUAUCGUUUUUUUUCUUUUUCUUUUUUUUUUUUUUCUUUUUUUUUUUUUGGUGUGAUAUUUUAUUGAAAAAAAAGACGAAAGUCACAAGCCUUAUUUCAAUUUAAUAUUUGACUUGAAUGUACCUCCAUACAUACCCUGUGUAUCAUUCCAUGGCAAGUUUUGAUUAUGUUAAAAUCAUUCCAUUCAUCGAUUGUACUUUGUUUUCCUCCACGUGGUCAAGCGAACAUGUUUGUGCUUUUUGUACAGAUUAAUGGCAAAUUUUCCUGUACAUACUGGUCCCCCAUCUUUUGUUGCUGUAAGGUCGAGCACUGGCAAAUUCCAUUAUUUUGAUAGUUUAGCUUUUUUUGCUUGUCAGUUUAUUUUGGGAAGUCCUCCCCCCCCCCCUUCCAGUUUUUUCGCUUUUCAGAUUUUUUGGGAGGUUGCCCCCCUCCCCCUACUUUUGAAACUGUUGUUAGGGCCUGUGGUAUGUGUGAGAGAAUGUUCACCCCUGUUGUACCUACGCAGUAAUUUUAAUGCCAAUAUGCCAUGAUUUUGGACGAAUUUACAAUAAAUUUUGCAUUGCUGCAACAAUAUUUUUGCAUGAAUCAUGAAUAGUAUUUAACAUAAGUAUUAUGAGCUCUUUCAUUCAAGUUAAAAAUCUAACACACAACUGUUAGCAGCUUGUAGCCUAAUUAAUAAUUAACCUUUAUUUAAUGAAAUCUCGACUUAGUUAUGAAAAUGAAUAAAAUAUAAUCAAUAUUUUAAAGAUGAUCAACAUCAUAAAGUUGUAAGCGGAUGAACAAUUGUAAAUGAGAAAGAUUUCUUGUCUUUAACAAUUGUCAGUAAGAUUGCUUGUAUAUAUGCAUAAUUAAGCUAAUAUAAGCAUGGUAUUAAUUAUAAAAAAAAUAUACCCAUGCAUAUAUAACAAUACGUAUGUACACGAACAUGUAAUUUAAAACUUUUUGCCCAAAGUCUUCAAAGUGUAGCGAUGAAAGAUUAUAUCCAAUGUCGAUGACUUGCCUUUUCGAAAUACUUAAUUGGGUAAACAUUUUAAUCCCCAUAGCAUAAUUGUAACUCACCUUGCAAUACAUAUUUUGGAUGUACAUGUAUAUGUUGGUCAUAAUAUUGUAAAGAAUUUCAUGCAUCAUGGCAUUAGAAAUAACAUUUAUUUUAUUUUAUAGAUGUACUACGAGCAACAUGUUCAAAGUUAUUCAGAUUUUAUGAGAGUGUUGUGAAUAUUUUCUGUCAUUUUUUUUUUACGUACAAAAUUCAUCGGUGUUUCAUUUAGUUGUGAGAGGGAGAUAACAUGUGUUAAUUAUUAAAUCGUGCUUCAUAUACUGAAGUUAUCUUAUUCAUGAAGUGUAAUAGAAUAUAUACAUGAAUGGUAAGCACGUUAGAACUGAAACCUUUUUUUAAAAUUAUUUUAUUUUUUUCAACACGAUUCAUUCUAUACAAAAUGUCCAUUAUCUUUUCUAUAACAAAAUUGUGUAUACAUGUAUAUAGAAUUACGAGAGAGAGAGAGAGAGAGAGAGAGAGAGAGAGAGAGAGAGAGAGUUACAAAAAUAGCUGGUUCCACCUGUUAAUUUUGUUUAAAUCCAGUUUUAAUAUUUUUUUCACAUUUUUUUUUCUGAAUUUCUAUUUUUAUUUUUCUUAACAUAUAUAAAACAAAUGUUAUCUACGUUUUUUUUUCAAAUUGUAUUAACUUUUUUCUACCAUGCAUAUUAAGUUUCUAUAUUUCAGCAUU
Messenger RNA from Saccostrea echinata, 3518 nucleotides. RefSeq lists its product as uncharacterized. NCBI's taxonomy places the organism in Eukaryota, Metazoa, Mollusca, Bivalvia, Ostreida, Ostreidae. The record is from RefSeq and is a predicted model, not a curated record. The transcript is spliced from 2 exons. The coding region runs from base 79 to 1683 and encodes 534 amino acids.